This is a messenger RNA of Opisthorchis viverrini, 1485 nucleotides long. RefSeq lists its product as hypothetical. Gene Ontology annotation, biological process: neuron differentiation; regulation of transcription by RNA polymerase II. The transcript has 3 exons. The coding region runs from base 1 to 1485 and encodes 494 amino acids. The record is from RefSeq and is a predicted model, not a curated record. Gene Ontology annotation, molecular function: RNA polymerase II transcription regulatory region sequence-specific DNA binding; DNA-binding transcription factor activity, RNA polymerase II-specific. Lineage: Eukaryota; Metazoa; Platyhelminthes; Trematoda; Opisthorchiida; Opisthorchiidae. Gene Ontology annotation, cellular component: nucleus.
AUGACAGUGACAACUGCCACUGUCAGUUCUGAACUUUGGCCCCUACAUGAUGCAAUGGAGAACGGUCAUAUGUGUCUAUCAUUGUCAACCGGAAACACUAUGCUGGUUAAGUGCAGUCCGGCGUCACCCGGAAUACACACAACUAUCGGCAAUGCGAACAAUAGUAAUACAGAGCCUAUGCAGAUAUCUACAAUCACCACCACCACCACCACCACAACAACAACAACAACAACAACCUGCUCGGCUUUGAGUACCCUGAUGCAAUUGGCCAAUUUCCCCAGCUCCUUCCUGCCUGGUUCCCGCCGAACUGCCUCUGAAUUGGACCAUGACGUCAACGAUACGGUACGAUGCACCGGCUGUCGAAGUCUUAUACUGGACCCGUUUUAUCAUCGUGUUGUGGAUCAGUCAUGGCAUCAAGCCUGUCUACGUUGUUUCACAUGUGGAAUAUUGCUAUUGGAUAGAUGUUACACCAAAGAAGGACAAAUGUAUUGCCGUGCUGAUUUCCCCCACCACCCCACAACAACAACAACAACAACAACCUGCUCGGCUUUGAGUACCCUGAUGCAAUUGGCCAAUUUCCCCAGCUCCUUCCUGCCUGGUUCCCGCCGAACUGCCUCUGAAGUGGACCAUGACGUCAACGAUACGGUACGAUGCACCGGCUGUCGAAGUCUUAUACUGGACCCGUUUUAUCAUCGUGUUGUGGAUCAGUCAUGGCAUCAAGCCUGUCUACGUUGUUUCACAUGUGGAAUAUUGCUAUUGGAUAGAUGUUACACCAAAGAAGGACAAAUGUAUUGCCGUGCUGAUUUCAUGCGACAAUACGGUCCAAGGUGCACCGCGUGCCGCAAGACCAUCCAAGCUUCGGAGCUCGUUCAUUUUGCCCGCAGUUCAAUCUUCCAUGCCGCGUGUUUCCGCUGUAAUAUCUGUGAUCAUCAGUUUAUCGCUGGAGACCAACUAUGUCUGGCUCGUGGCGACCAGUAUGUGAUAUGUCAAGAACAUUACACGGCACCCCCGCCAACUGGACGUAUGGCGAUUCAGCAAUUGGUGGAACGGUCAGAAGGUGCCGUCUCAGACUUCCAUUUGAGCAGUGUCCGACCCUUGACCCCAAGCACACCCAGCUUCAAUUCCUGUCGACAAUCCAGCACCUCCAUUGAAGGAUCAAUGGAGAAGGAGAACCGAGCUCAAGUCCUGGAAGACGAUGCAGGAACAAUGGCCUCCUCAGCAGAGGACGGUAGUUUCCGUAAAACAUCGCCUUCCCCAGUAUCGUCACAAUCCAGGCUUAUGCAGAUACACAAUAGACUGCCCAAGCGUGAAUCUGGCAAGUCGCUUCGGAUGUACGCACACAGCCAAAGUCUGCAAACACCUCCCUCAAAUCCGACCUACCUCGCCACUUACCUGAAAACAUUUACGCCUCGAAACCGUAGUGAGAAAGAAGCACCAUCACUGAUGGACGGCCUUACCACCAGACUAAUUAGCAUUUUAGAUUGA